This is a messenger RNA of Peronospora matthiolae, 492 nucleotides long. The record is from the annotation of a GenBank genome assembly. NCBI's taxonomy places the organism in Eukaryota, Oomycota, Peronosporomycetes, Peronosporales, Peronosporaceae.
AUGAGCCAACGGAUCAAGAGUGAAAAGGGACAUCUGAGCCAGCGAAUCAAGAGUGAAGAAGAACACCUAAGCCAGGAAGUCGAGAGAGAGGAAGAACACCUGAGCCAAGGGAGAGAGUCAACCGACCGCAAAGUGAAAGAGGAAUACACGGGGUCGUCACGCUAUGCCUCGGCAGAAUCAGAUAUGGGCUCAGACGAGUCGUUUGGGAUGCAGCGGAUGUCGCUGGUACCGACAGGGGCAGCAAAGCUUAAAAACAGGCUCGACACGGCUAACAAUGGAAUGCGAUCGACUCAAAUUCCGGCUUCACAGAAUGCAAACACGGUGGAGCCAAGCCAGUUGCAACAAUGUUCCAAGGCCGCCAUGGACAAAUUCAUUCGCGAUCGCGAAGAACAAAGAGGUAACUACCCGAUCGUCCCGGACGUCAAAAUGGAGUCAGUAGACUCAUACCGCGAUCGACAGAGAGAACAUGAGUCAGAUCGCAGGGGACCAUAA